AUGUUUGUAUGUAAGGAUACACAAUACUCUUUUCAUAGCAGUGACCAGGAACUUACAUUUUGAAUAAUAAAAGAGCAUAGUAUGCAGGCGGUAAUAAAGCCCUGUGUAUAGCUAACCAUGGAACAGGUCACAAACAUGUACUUGAGUGUACACGGAAAUAACACUGCAAUUAAUGUGCGCACCAUGUAUAGUGCAGUUCAUUCUCGAAUUUGCGCUCACUGUUGUCAAAUCAUUCCACCUCCACAUCCGCAAUUCAAGACUCUCUGGGACUACACUUCUUUCUCCAAUUUAAUAAGUGAUUCUCGCUGUGAUUGUCAGUCAUUAUAACUUUAACUGUGACGAUCGGCAGGUAUAAAGUUGGCUGCAGGUGAAAUUGCUGAGCCUACUUUAAUAUUUGGACACCGUUUGUUGGCAGCAUAGUGCCAAAUUCCAAUAUCCGGGAUGUCGGAUGACUGCAGCAUUUUACCGAUGAGAGACUACUGCCUCAUGAACCAAGGAGAGUCGGCAAGGGUGGUAUGCAAGGACAUUGCCUGUCCACCACCUGAACUGCCAGGGCCACCACCAGAAUGUUCCCCAUAUAUAUAUCCUGACUACUCGCUGUUAUUUCUUCUCGGGCUGUUGGGUCCCCUUGUGGUUUGCGUGAUUUACAAACUUUAUUAUAGGAGUCGCAAGAGAGGAGCCCCUAAAAAUGCUGAUAUUGACUUGGACAAGGCACACUAUCCCCCAACAGUUUCUUCUUCCAGGCAUGGGUACAGCUUCGACUUUCAGACAAAAUUCAAAAAGUCCAAGGAGAUCCCAGAAGAGGAGCUUUCAAAGAAAGCCUCGAGCAACAAGGGCCCGGCCGGGCAAAAUCAGAAUGAUGCCCCAAAGAAGGAAGCAGCAGCUGGUCCAAAGUGUACAAGCACCACAGAGGACGAGAGGAGUGGGUUUGAGAGGCCCAGCGGGGCAGGGAAGGUAGGUCCCAAGAAUGAGGCUGGAGUCAGACCACGAAGCAUUGCCAAUAAUGGCAGUGGACCAGAGAAAGAGGCAAAAGUCAGACCUCAAAGCAUUGCCAAUAAUGCCAGAGUCAAGCCACACCCUCGAGAACCAAGUAAGAAAGACAACAGGGGGAGCACUGUCAAAGAGGACAACAUGUAUACUGAACCCUCAAAGAAAAUAUCGAACAAAGACAGGCAAAAAACUGACUCUGGCCGAAAGACCCCUACAGAUCUAGAAAAGAAAUAGAAGAAAAAGGAUACAAGUGGGUUUCCCAGUUACAUUCAGAGGCUGACUCUUAAAUAUACGGAGCUGUAUCAAAUGGUACAGUGUCCAAACUUGGGCAGAAAUAGGAGCUGGGAAUAAGGGGAGUGGGGUUUCCAGGGAUUGCAGACAAAAAUUUUAAAAAAAGAUUUUACUGACAAGUUUGUCAGUAUCUCCAGAAUAGGCUGACAGAUCUGGACUAAGAUUAUAGGGGUAAGCUAGACGGGUGCAGCGAUAUAAGGCCACAAAAAUUGGGGGGCACAAAAUGUUGUAAAUAAUGGCUUCAAGAAACUUUAGAAAACGUUGGUAAAUUUGCAAAAUUUCAACAAGAUUUUGGUUUUGGGUUUUGGUGUAAAUAAGGCUAGCCUUAUUUUGGCUGAGAAUAUGGGGGAACAAUAAUGGGUAUGUAAGACACACAAAAUUAUUUUAGGUGAAAUUGUAUUGAUUUUCUUAGAAAUCUGGAGUAAGCAUCCUUGGACAAGUUACAGAAUGAAAUCGUGUGUACAAAAGUUGUAAGUGAGUUUAAUUUUGUCUGCAGCUUUUUGUUACAUAUAUACAAUGUAUUUUCUCUUGCUCUGAUUUCAAGUGUUAUUUUUUAAAGACUUUCCAAUAUUCAAGAUGAGGUAGCUUGAUGCAUUUUGAAAGGAAAGAGUAUUUUUAUUUCAAAUAUAAAGUGUUAAACAACAUUUAUCAUAACGGAGGAUGACUUUUUAAAAACGCUUUCUAAAUUGUAGAGUUGGAUUACAUUCUUCUUUUAUCGUUAGCUCCAAGCAGUUGAAAAGGAU
Molecule: messenger RNA, 2024 nt
Organism: Patiria miniata (bat star)
Lineage: Eukaryota; Metazoa; Echinodermata; Asteroidea; Valvatida; Asterinidae
Exons: 4
Coding region: 442-1224 (260 amino acids)
Source: RefSeq, a predicted model, not a curated record